This is a messenger RNA of Microdochium trichocladiopsis, 1800 nucleotides long. RefSeq names its product P-loop containing nucleoside triphosphate hydrolase protein. NCBI's taxonomy places the organism in Eukaryota, Fungi, Ascomycota, Sordariomycetes, Xylariales, Microdochiaceae. The record is from RefSeq and is a predicted model, not a curated record. Bases 74 to 1480 code for a protein of 468 amino acids. The transcript has 3 exons.
GCAUGGUUAAGGCACCGAAUGCUCCUACAAUCUGAAUUUCACUAGUGUUCGCUCGAGUCCGUCAGCGGUUGGGAUGGAUUUCCCCGCACUUCGACCAAUAGCCCCGUCUUCGACAUUUGAGCGGAUCGAGGGCCGGACCGUCUUAGCGGGGACCCACGUCUCGGGAGGGAUCCUGAACGUCACCGUCCACGAACCGGAAUCCACACCGCGACGCGUCGAAUCCUUCUCGACCGUCCCCUUCCUUCCCGAUGCCGACUUCGUCGAGCGACCUGACGUGACUGCGUGGCUGGAUACAACCCUCGGGCAGCCUGGCAGCCGUGCCGCCCUCGUCGGCCUGGGAGGUAUCGGCAAGUCUCAGAUAGCGAUCGAGUACGCGCACCGAAUCCGACAACAAUCGCCGACUACGUUCGUGCUCUGGGUACACGCGGACACCGAAGCGCGGUUUGAGGAGGCGUAUCGCGGCAUUGCAGAGCGACUGCAGCUGCCACACCGCCAUGAUCCCAAGGUCGAUGUGCUGCAGCUGGUGUAUGACUGGUUGUUCAGCGCGGAGAAUGGGUACUGGCUAAUGAUACUGGACAAUGCGGACGAUGUCGGAGUGUUCUAUCCAAGCAUUCGCGACCGGGCUGGGACAACUAUAUCAAAGCAACGAGUAUUGGCGUCGCUUCUGCCGCAGACUGAGAAUGGCAGGAUCCUCGUUACGUCGCGGAACAGGGAUGCGGCCGAACGGCUAGCAGGCAGCUGGGGUGUCUUCCCCAUGCAGCGGAUGGGCGAGAACCAAGCAACGCAAUUACUUCAGAAAAGGCUUCGCGACAAAUACGAGGAAGAGGCAGCCGCCCCCUUAGCUCAAGCGCUCGAGUACAUACCUCUCGCAAUCACCCAGGCAGCUGCGUACAUCGCCCGACGAUGGCCACGGAUCUCAUGCUCGACGUAUCUGGAACACUUUCGAAAGAAUGAGAAAAAGAAGGAAAGCCUGCUAAAUCGAGAUCUGGGUGAUCUUCGGCGUGACGGGACGGCAGCGAACUCGGUCAUGGUGACGUGGCAGAUCACGUUUGAGCAGAUCCAGAAGGAGCGGCGGUCGGCAGCAGACUUGCUCUCUCUCAUGAGCCUUUUCGACCCGCAGGAGAUACCGGAAUGGGUACUGCGAAGCUACUAUCAGCGGAGACGCAUGAUUGGGGAAUAUCACGAUGAUGGAAAGUCUGACGACGACGACGACGACGACGACGACGACGACGACGACGACGACGACGACGACGACGACGAUGAUGAUGAUGAUGAAAACGGCGAAGAUGACAACGACGACGACGACGGUCUGGACGAUGACCUAGAAACGCUCCGAGAUUACUCGCUUGUGGCCGUUACCGUGCAACAAGGUAUCUAUGAGAUGCAUGCACUCGUACAGUUUUGUGCGCGAGCAUGGCUCUCGUUAGUGGGUAAUAUAGCAAGAUGGAAGCAGAUAUUUCUACAAGCCUGCAGAUACUAAGGGAGCGACAGAAUGGGCGCGUUUAUUGACAAACGCAGGAUCAUAUAGGUGGAAGGUGGGAGGGUAUGAGAGUGCUGAGGCAUUACUGCGGAAGGCAGUAGAGGUUCAAGAGGCAGUUCUUGGCGCAGAGACUAGGGAUAUGCUUAUAAGCGUUAGCAUUCUUACUGAAUUACUGCGGCACCAGGGCAAGUAUGAAGAGGCGGAGGCGAUGAACCGACGGGCGCUUGAUGGUUAUACGAAGGUGCUGGGCAAAGACCAUCGUUCCACACUCACCUGUAUCAGCAAUCUUGCUGGAGUGCUCCAGGACCAGGGGAAGUACG